Messenger RNA from Vicia villosa (hairy vetch), 1377 nucleotides. RefSeq lists its product as uncharacterized. The coding region runs from base 1 to 1377 and encodes 458 amino acids. The record is from RefSeq and is a predicted model, not a curated record. The transcript has 4 exons. Gene Ontology annotation, molecular function: nucleic acid binding. Lineage: Eukaryota; Viridiplantae; Streptophyta; Magnoliopsida; Fabales; Fabaceae. Gene Ontology annotation, biological process: DNA integration.
AUGGACCCCAAAAGUGAUGAAGGUAUAUUCUUGGGAUACUCUACAAACAGCAGAGCAUAUAAAGUAUUCAACUCCAGAACUCAAGUAUUGAUUGAAUCCAUCAAUGUUAUUGUUGAUGACCAACAUGAAGACUUCAAUGUCAUAGAGGGUGUUGGAACAUUCUUUGAAACUCAAGCUGAAGGAUUAGUCAAAACUGAAGACAGUAAUGAUUCUCCCCCAGAAUCUAAACCUGAAGCAAUCAACAAAGAUCCCUCUAUUAGAAUUCAGAAAGAUCAGCCCAAAGAACUUAUCAUAGGAGAUCUCAGUAGUGGUGUAAUUACUAGAUCUAGAGAGAUCAUUGCCAACUCAUGCUUUGUAUCUAAAAUUGAAUUUUCUUGCAUGUUAAACUCCAAGCUUGAUCAGAUGUCAAAAUCCAUUAGAAUGUUGAACAAUGGAACUGACUCGUUGGAAGAAAUUCUACAAGUUGGACAGAAAGCAGGAGACAUGUCUGGAAUAGGAUUUGUAGCUUAUGCCUUAAUAGCACAAACCUCCCUGAGGGUGUCAGCCAAAGAAGAAUGGUACUUUGAUAGUGGUUGCUCAAAGCACAUGACUGGAAUAAAGAACCUGUUGGAAGAUAUCAAACCUAAUUCCACUAGCUAUGUGACCUUUUAUGAUCGAGCAAAAGGAGAGAUCAAAGGGGUUGGAAAACUAGAAUGUCCUGUAGUUCCAAAACUGGAAAAUGUACUGCUGGUAAAAGGACUGACUGCAAAUCUGAUCAGCAUCAGUCAACUUUGUGAUCAAGGCUUCAAUGUCAGAUUUACCAAAGAUGAAUGUGUCAUUACAAAUGAAGAAAAUAUGGAAGUCAUGAAGGGAGUCAGAUCCAAAGACAACUGCUACUUGUGGGAGCCUAAAACCACAAGUUAUCCCUCUGUAUGCUCUAUGGCAAAAGAAGAAAAAGAGGUUAAACUGUGGCAUCAAAAACUUGGUCAUUUACAUCUAAGAGGGAUGAAUAAAAUCAUAUCCAAGGAAGCUGUAAGAGGAAUCCCAAAGCUGCAAAUUAAUGAAGGAAAAGUGUUCAAGGACUUAUGCACAAGACUUCAAAGAGAGAAGGAAAGUGGUGUGAUCAGAAUCAGGAGUGAUCAUGGGAAGGAGUUUGAGAAUGCAAAAUUUGCUGAAUUUUGUUCUUUUGAAGGAAUCAGUCAUGAAUUUUCCUCACCUAUCACUCCUAAGCAAAAUGGAGUAGUAGAAAGGAAAAACAUGACUAUUCAAGAAUCUGCCAGAGCUAUGAUCCAUGCAAAGAAGCUACCUAUGUACAAUUGGGCUGAAGCAAUGAACACAACUUGCUAUGUCCAUAACAGGGUCACAUUGACGAAAGGGACUUCCUCCACACUGUAUUGA